ACUGAAAAGCCAAAUGCACUUGGGUUUUGGAGAAGAAACAAAGUUGAUAAUCUCAUCAUGAACAUGAAUUGGAGGAAAAAGAUCAAUAGAAAAAUGAUGACAAUCAGAGCAGCUAAGAAAAUCCACCAAGGCAGGGAGUGCAGAGAGGCCUUACUGAAAGGAAUCAAUAAAGUUGCUGACGCUGUUUCUGUUACUAUAGGACCCAGAGGGCGCAAUGUUGUUCUUUCGGAAUCUGACACGCUUAAAGUAAUAAAUGAUGGUGCAACAAUAGCCCGUGCAAUUGAACUUUCUGAUGCAAUUGAGAAUGCUGGAGCGAUGCUGAUCCAAGAGGUUGCAACUAAGAUGAAUGAUUCAGCUGGGGAUGGUACAACAACUGCAAUUAUUUUGGCUCGAGAAAUGAUCAAGCUAGGGUUGUUAGCUGCUUCUUUUGGGGCAAACCCUGAAUCUUUAAAGAAUGGGAUGCAGAAGACAGUAAAAGAAUUAGUUAAGAUCCUUAAGAAGAAAAGCUAUCCUGUAAAAGGAAGGAAAGAUACACAAGCUGUUGCAUCUAUAUCUGCUGGAAAUGAUAAAUAUAUUGGCGAUAUUAUUGCUGAAGCUAUUGAUAAGAUUGGUCCUGAUGGAGUAAUAUCCAUUGAAUCUUCCCCAACAUUCGAAACCUCUAUUACAGUCGAAGAAGGAAUGAAGAUUGACAAGGGGUACAUGUCUCCUCAUUUCAUUACAAAUGUGGAUAAAUCUCUAGUCGAGUUUGAAAAUGCUAAAGUUAUGGUUACCGAUCAAAGGAUAUCAAGUGCACGGGAGAUUGUGUCUAUGCUGGAAAAAGUAACCCAGUUGAGUGUCCCACUGUUGAUAAUUGCGGAAGAUAUUUCAAAGGUGGUGCUGGAAAUGUUAGUUGUGAAUAAAAGUCAAGGCAUACUGAAUGUUGCUGUUGUUAAGUGCCCAGGAUUUGGAGAAGGGAAGAAAGCUCUAUUGCAAGAUAUCUCUCUUAUGACAGGUGCUGAUUUUCUUUCUGGAGAUUUGGGUCUCACUCUUGAAGGUGCAACCUCUGAUCAGCUUGGGAUUGCACGAAAAGUAAUCAUAACAAGUAAUUCGACCACCAUUGUUGCUGAUCCAUCUACUAAAGCUGAAAUACAAGCAAGAAUUAUGGAGAUAAAGAAGAAUCUUGCUGAGACAGAUAGUAAAUACCUGUCCCAAAAGCUUUCUGAAAGAAUUGCGAAACUCUGUGGAGGUGUGGCUGUAAUCAAGGUUGGAGCUCACACUGAGGUGGAACUUGAAGAUCGUAAGCUAAGAAUUGAGGAUGCAAAGAACGCUACAUUUGCUGCUAUGGAUGAAGGCAUUGUGCCUGGUGGAGGAGCUGCAUUCAUACACCUCUCCAAAGAAGUACCAAUAAUUAAGGAACAGUUUCGAGAACAUGAACAGCUUGGUGCUGAGAUUAUACAAAUGGCACUUCUUGCUCCUGCAAACUAUAUUGCAGCCAAUGCAGGUGUUGAUGGAACUGUAGUUGUGGAGAAAAUUCGAGCCUGUGACUGGAAAAUUGGAUAUAACGCAUUGACGGGACAAUAUGAAGACCUUCUUAGGGCUGGAGUUGUUGAUCCUUGUAAAAUCUCAAGGUAUGCACUUCAGAAUGCUGUCUCUGUUGCUGGUUUAGUCCUAAGUACCCAAGCUAUACUGGUUGAGAAAACAAAGAAACCGAAGCCGCUUGUUCCCGAUAUUCCUGGUAUAUCACCAUGAAUGAUGACAAAGUGGGUAUUUUUUUUUCAAAUUAUCUCUCAACAUAGCAAGAGAAGAUUUACACUACUUCAGUACAAAUGUUUGUUGAAUCAUUCCUCUGGCUCAGGAUUCAGCUAAGAUUGGCUAUCCUUGACAAACUACAGAUUGAAGAUUAGCUGCAUCAAGAUAAUUUACUUGUGUUCUCUGCCUAGGUCUUUCAUAAUCUAACAUAGGAGAAACAGUAUUCUGAGAGCAGCUAAGGAAUAUCC
Coffea arabica (coffee) is the source of this 1976-nucleotide messenger RNA. The record is from RefSeq and is a predicted model, not a curated record. Lineage: Eukaryota; Viridiplantae; Streptophyta; Magnoliopsida; Gentianales; Rubiaceae.